CCGAAUGACAUCAUAUUCAUUCACCAAAACCCAUCAAGUGGAAUUGAAAAACUGCUCGUUAAAUUUAUGUGCAUCGGGACUGCCGCUGAAAAGUGCCUUCGGUUAAUACCAUUUCUGGACGUCUUACGUCUCGUUACGACCGUUUCAAGGCGAUAGUUUUCCACGGGAACCGAGCUUUCGUGACUACGGGAAAAAAUAUGUGGAAAUAUAAAAGUUAUCGUUGCGUUCCGAAGAUAAACACGAACCGAGUUGUUAUUGUUUUUCUCCAAUCUCCGGCUGUAUCACACAAAACGAAUUUGAAAGUUAACAAUUCCCUUGGAUAAAGUGUUCCUGAUAAAGCUGCCGAUUGAGUGCUCCUCUAAAGUCUAAACGCGGUGUGUUGCACCUUGGAAGAUGUUCUUGAACUUUGUUUUUCGAUUGUGACUGUGUGAAUUGUGUACUGUAAAGGUGGCCGGUAUAGUUUCUUUCAGUUUCUUUGGAAUAUAUAUCGAAUUCGAAUCAGAUAAGUCACUAAUGGCUUCGAAUCCCUUGACCCCACACAUCGGACGGCCUCCCCUUCGUUUGCAGCCUCCAACUGCACCAUGAUGCCAGCCAAAUCCACACCGAAUCUUCACAACAGGGAACCAACAGUGAAACAACAGAACCUGUAUUCCUAUCUGCAGAAUCAGCAGUCGUUGAGUUACGGUAGCGCGGAAUCGGCAGCGGCGACUCCAAGAGAUGAGUCACCACCACCGGCACCUCCUGUUCGAGACUCCUCAACCCUCAAGUCCAUCAAGUACGGACCUGGCCACGAGAAGUUCCCGAGUUGGCCAGUGCCGGCCGCGGCGGAAACUCCGCAGGCCCUUAGAAAUCCACCAGGGGGCGGCUCUCACCGUUCGAAAUCAUGGACGGACCACACCAACUAUCCGAAGGAGAAGGUUGUUGCAUACAGCAGGCCAUACAUGAAGAAACAGCACUCCACCUACACCCAACAGAAGCUGAAAACUGUGAUGGAAAAAUGCGAGAAAAUCCCACCUGAAACUUACGAGUCCCGUUUCGACAAAGUUAAAGAGCGCAUCUUCCUGCCUCAGGUAGACCACGACGGAAAAACUCUAGGAGACAUGAACUACGCUGUGCCAUCGCCACCCGAAAGAGACGUUGCCAUGAAAUCCCAACUGACCCAGGAAGACCUGGAACACUACACCAGAAUAUACAACCAGGAGCCGAUCCAGUUCAACCUAAACGAGGAUAGAAGGAGUUCCCAUCAGCACCAACAUCUCACCCAGUCCGGUCUGGAACAGUUCAUGGAAUACAAUAAGAACUACGAAGAUUCCCUGUUCAAUUCGAUGAGUUCGAAGAGCGACGAGAGCAUCUUGACGCAUCUGCAUCAGAAACAGUUGUCUUACGCGCAGUCUGAAGGGUACCACAGCUACGUCUCCAGCACAGACUCCACAGCAACCCCUUUCUUGGACAGACUGAGGAAGGACAGUCACGCUGUCGUCAGAAGUAGCUCCUGGGAUGAGGCUGAGCAAGAUCAGAACUUGAGACAUGAAGGUAGAGACAGUGUAGUGACCACGAGUUCUGGCAGUGCUUCCUCGAGCGAGACUUUGAAAUGGCUGGGUUCCAUCAGUGACGUAUCGGUGGCCAGCAGUUCUUGCACCCAUCUUGCCAAUUCUUCUGUUGCCAGUUCGCGACAACUUAUCGCGCACAGUGCCAGGGUUCAAAUCCCGCAAAGACAUCAUUCCGAGAGUGUGCUCUACAUCAGUUCGGAGUCCCAGGACGUGUGGAAGGACAAGGAGUCGAGAAAUAAUAACACUAAUAAACUGAAACUCUUCGCGUUGAACACUUAUACUGUCCAGGAGAAAGAUGUCAACACGUCUUCGAGUUCCAAUAGGUCUUCUUUACAAUCGAUGCCGUCCAUAGCAGACAGAAUCAGCGAACUCGAGAAGCAACAGAAAUAUUCCUAUCUGGACCCUGACAAAAAACACAAGAUUCCAGACCCCACCCUGAAGGCUAUACAGAAAAAAGCCUUGCUUUCUUUCUAUGAACGACAUCACACCAACAGCACUAAAAACAAUUCUUGGCGUUCAGAACCGCAACUGGCCCAGUCUCAAGCAACCUUCGCCGUUCCACAACCACCGCCACGAAUAAAAGUACAAAUACCAUCGAGAAGAGCAUCGUCAGCUUCAGAUUACGCCUCCGGGACUAAUUCCAAGAGGAGCAGUAUGGCGUCUAGGGAGUCCAAGAUGUCGGAAUCUAUGUCGAAGAUCACGCCUAAGCACCAACACAGUAAUUCUUGCGGUAGUCUUUCCACAGAUUUACUAGGGCCUAUAAUAGUCGGACCUUCGAUAUCUUUGGAUGAUUGGGUGCCUAAGGGACCUCCUGAAAGACCUCCGAAAAACCCUCAACUGAGGAAUGCUUUUCCGGAGUUGUUCAACGAUCACAGGAUGUCUAGCCCUGACUUGCCUCCACCUUCACCUCCCACCGUGUUGGAAGAUGAAGUGUUCAACUGUGAUGACCCACUGCCACCUCCGCCACCUGAAUGUGAUCAAGAUUUCAACAGGCCAAUGAGAGAAGCUAAGUCCCAAGGUCAAUUCGCUGGACCUCAGGUGAGGAACACUAAGGCGGAAUCGCCAAUAAGACAAACCGUAGGUUUGCCUGAAAACAACGGCAGCUUCAUGAGUGUUGGAUGUCGCUCUAUAAAGACGAGACCAACCGAACAGAUCUUCCAUCAAGUUAGCAGCAAACCGUACAACGUUAUGAGUCCCGAUAAGAACAAGAACGACAGCUCCUUGGCUCACUCCAGUCAGAAGAGUUACGCAGAAAGAUCUGACACCAAGUAUCCCACCACCCAAAAAUUGGUCCUCAACGGAAUGGGCAACAUUGCAAUCAGUCAAAAUGUAUCCGCAUCGAAACAGUUCCCCACUCCUUUGAGGCCCAAGAUGCAGGAAAAGAGGUCGACUGGCGAUAUUCAGAGGAGGUCGUCUUUGGCAGACUCGAGUGAUAAUCCACCUCCGUUGCAACCUAGGCAGAUGAGGAUCAAUCAGAGCAUGAGGGUUAGCAGUUCCCACGAUAGGAAUUAUCCUCUAAGGUCCUCUCCACCCAAAGAUAUGAGAGACGUACGAUCUUCUGUUAGAAGCCAAUCAAAAGCUUCCGUUCUGGCAUCUAGACGAGACAGGGAUCGUGUAGUUCCAGAUUCUGAUACCGGAAGCUACAAACGUACGAUGUCUCCUAACGGUCAUGCCAUCCCAGCCGAGGUCUUGUCCGAAUCUCCGAAGAUCAACGCUAGGGAAACCAUGUGGCCGGUGAAAACCAAGAAGGAGCUGCAGAAGAACAACAACAACAAUAACAAUAGCAGCAACAUAUUCCGUAGGGUGUCUAUGAACGAAAAGCCAAAUAAAUCGAAGAGUUUCAAAUGUGAUGAAAAUGAAGACUUGAAAAAAGCCAGCUUGGUGUUGCCGGACGUACUCCCGGUGCACGCCUUGACCAACAGAUCUCAUUACGGUAGAACGUCCUAUCAGUUUACGACCUUGGAAGACGGCGAUGCGUCAAAAAGUCCACCUUCGUCUCCUUCCAAAAGUCCCCCUAGAGGUUCGCCGUUUGCGCCUCUCAAAGCAACUACUCUUUCCAGUACAACAUCCUUCAGUGACAGAGUUUCACCUCCUACAUCACGUGGGGUGACCACACCCGUGAGCGCCAGUUCAGUGAACACCCCGUUAAGAGUUGCAACCUACAGUACGGUGGAAACUUCGUCUCCCGUCACCACAGAUGCCCCAAAACCCGAAUCACCCAAAUUGAGUCCUCUAUCCACCAAGACGACGACACAGAGUGGAGUCUCGACGUCGCCUUCUUUUCCUUCUCGAACAUCACCUCAAAUCAAGCAACAGCUAUCGCCUAGUUCUCCGAUGAAGCUGUCGCCUUUGAGGAUAUCACCUGCCUCGUCUACUAACAACAGUCCUCUUCAAACUCCUACCAGUAAUUCAGCUCAACAUUCUCCUCCUUUAUCUCCUGAAAAACCGGAGAGCUGUCCGCCUGUUAUUGAAGGUCUUCAGAUGAUCCAGAGGACUGAGAUCGUUUUAAGGGUGAAUACUACGACUUCGGACGCCUCCUCGCAAACGGAGAAGGAGGAACUGCCUCCAACGCCCUUGCCUACUCGUAAGAAGCUACAAGAAGAAAUCGACUGUGAUCUGUUAUCUGAAGACAUUAUCAGCCAGCUUUCCAGCUCGGAUAAGCUGAAGGAUAUUCUAGUUCCUGGACCCACGCAUAAAAAGUUAAGUGAUUAUGUACAAGGACUGUUCAAACCAGAAGUAACAUCUAGGCCAAGACCAGUGAACUCACCGUUCAGGAGUCGCUGUGAUACACCUAAUGAUACUCAACCCUCAAGCUUGUCACCGACCAAUGGUACUACAGUUAAACCAAGUGUUCCUUCAUCAAACAACAGCGUAGAAAUGAGCAACUCUCUAUCAGGAAAUUCAGCAUAUUUCACGACAUCAGAACCUAAAGCCAGAUUCCUCACGAGAUACUGUCAGGAUAUCAAUCAGAGUUCCUUGUCGAGAAGUACCAAAGAUUUGAAUCAAAAGAAGGAGGAGCUAGUGAACAGAUUGGGAAAGAAGCUGGACGUUCUGAAAACUGAACAGGAAGCAGUGGAAGAGGAAUCUAGAAUCAAUGAGGAAUUGGGUCAAAAUGUUGAAUCGCAUAUAAGCAGGGUGGCAAGACCUCAAGAGGCUGCUAAGUUUCGAUUGCAUGUAGCUGAAAUUGGAAAAAUUACUAGUCUUCUUCUUGGCAUCUCGGGUAGAUUGGCCAGAGCUGAAAAUGCUCUUAUUGGAAUGGCAGAGGAUCAUAACGAAAGGAGGACGCUGGAAGCCAAGAGAGAUAAACUCCAGUCCCAACUGGAAGAAGCCAAGAGUCUAAAGGAGUGCAUAGACCGUAGGAGCGUCAACGUGUCGAACAUCCUGACGAAAUAUCUGGAUACAGACGGCUACGCCGACUACGAUCACUUCAUCAAUAUGAAAGCCAAACUGAUAAUGGACUCGAAGGAGAUCGCCGACAAGAUAAAACUGGGCGAGGAGCAGCUAAUGGCCCUCAAAGAAUCCCUUACCAAUUGAGACUGAUCCUGCAUCUGUGAGAGACACACAAAACAAUCUAGUUCCCGAUCGAAGUUUAUUUAUUGGUACAAAUUGUUCUGAUCGAGAAGUGAGAUUCGAGUUUUAUCGAAUGCGCCUAGUCGAGUGACACUUUUUACUUAAUUAAUCGCUACGUUUUUACAAUAUCACGUUUAGUUUUGAUGAACGCUAAGUUAUUUCUCGCUGUGGAGAUCGGAGGAGUCGGGCGACUAAGUUGCCUGCGAAUCUUCUUCACAUGCCGAUGUAGGUUCCACCUCGCGUUUGUAAGAGCCCUCGGGAUUGGUUGCGGCCUACAUAGGCCGCCACUGCGUCUCUUACCCGUUUUUUUAAACGAUUAAGACGACCCUACCGGGGCAUAAUAGGCUGUUAUAUUUUUGCAUUUUUAACGAUUUGAAUUAAUCAUUUUGUUAACGAUAAUACAGUAUUUAUGUCUGAGAAACUGUGUCUGCAGCGAUAAGUUAAGUUAGGGAAGAAUUUUCGAUAGGUUUCGUUUCUUUGUGAUAUAAAAUUAACCUUGAUGGACAGUCCGGAAUGUCGCUGCAGACACGGAUGGAACCCUCAUACAUGAAAUUUCUGUACAUCUUCCUACCAAGUAUUUAUAAUAUAGUGUAUAGUUGAGAAUAUUUUAAGGAUAUCAACACAUAUUCCUGUUUACUCGAAAUAUUAAUGUAAUAUAUAUAAAUAUAUUUGUAUUUUAAAUAUUUUGAAUAUAAUGGUGCUCUGGAAAUUUAUCUAAGUUAUGCGUUGUGCAUUGUGAUCAGAUUUUAAAGUUAGAAAACCAGUCCAUGUUUUUCAUAGUAUUUAUAUUGAUUUGUCGUGAAUGCAGAUGGAAUAUUUUUGAGCUGUAUGCAUCGCUUGAAAUAAAUAGAAGAUUCAAAGUGA
Messenger RNA from Harmonia axyridis, 5984 nucleotides. Its product is annotated as protein Shroom. Gene Ontology annotation, molecular function: actin filament binding. The transcript has 10 exons. Bases 582 to 5084 code for a protein of 1500 amino acids. Gene Ontology annotation, biological process: actin filament organization. Gene Ontology annotation, cellular component: apical plasma membrane; adherens junction; cortical actin cytoskeleton. NCBI's taxonomy places the organism in Eukaryota, Metazoa, Arthropoda, Insecta, Coleoptera, Coccinellidae. The record is from RefSeq and is a predicted model, not a curated record.